AUGUCCUGUGGAAACGUUUUACGAUGGUACCAGCACCACAGACUAAUACGAACAGGAGAAACAAACAGGAACUCUCCUGCCCAUGAGCAGGAACUUGCAAUACUGGAAAUAACAAGCACGAAGGAGACCGCGUUCAUAUAUGCGGUGACGUCGGCGGGCCUCGUGCAUUCGGUGACGCGAUCGUGCAGCGCAGGAAACAUGACCGAGUGCUCCUGCGACACGAACCUGCGGCACGGCGGCUCGGCCAGCGAGGGCUGGCACUGGGGCGGCUGCUCCGAUGAUAUCCACUACGGAAUGUCAUUCAGCAGAAAGUUCCUGGAUGUGCCCGUUAAGAACAUAACGGGCAAGAACGGGAGCGGACUGGCGGCGAUGAACCUGCACAACAACGAGGCUGGGAGGCAGGCUGUAGCAAAGCUGAUGUCAGUGGAUUGCCGUUGUCACGGUGUUUCUGGGUCCUGUGCUGUGAAAACUUGUUGGAAAACAAUGUCCUCCUUUGAAAAGAUUGGCCGGUUUUUAAAGGAUAAGUAUGAAAACAGCAUACAGAUAUCAGAUAGACUGAAAAAAAAGCUACGCAGGAAAGAGAAAAGCCAGCGAAAAAUACCGAUUGGGAAAGAAGACCUGCUGUAUGUGAACAAAUCGCCCAAUUACUGUGUCGAAGACCAAAAACUGGGGAUCCCUGGGACUCAGGGAAGGGAAUGUAACCGCACCUCGGAGGGGCCCGACGGCUGCAACCUGCUCUGCUGUGGGCGCGGGUACAACACCCACGUCGUCAGGCACGUGGAAAGGUGUGAAUGCAAGUUUGUCUGGUGCUGCUACGUGCGCUGCCGGAGGUGCGAGACCAUGACCGACGUACACACCUGCAAAUAA
Molecule: messenger RNA, 867 nt
Organism: Nipponia nippon (crested ibis)
Lineage: Eukaryota; Metazoa; Chordata; Aves; Pelecaniformes; Threskiornithidae
Source: RefSeq, a predicted model, not a curated record